Lampris incognitus (smalleye Pacific opah) is the source of this 3330-nucleotide messenger RNA. RefSeq names its product cholesterol side-chain cleavage enzyme, mitochondrial-like. The coding region runs from base 173 to 3118 and encodes 981 amino acids. Lineage: Eukaryota; Metazoa; Chordata; Actinopteri; Lampriformes; Lampridae. Gene Ontology annotation, biological process: glucocorticoid biosynthetic process; cortisol metabolic process; C21-steroid hormone biosynthetic process. Gene Ontology annotation, cellular component: mitochondrial inner membrane. Gene Ontology annotation, molecular function: heme binding; monooxygenase activity; iron ion binding. The record is from RefSeq and is a predicted model, not a curated record. The transcript is spliced from 17 exons.
GGAAGUAGCGUUAGUAAACAGCUGGCUGUGCCGAGGUGUUUUGACGCGCAGCCGUCGCGCUUUUACUUCACCUUUGGCUUCCCGGCCUUCGCUGAAAACCUGUGAGAAUAUCGGGAAGAGGCACUAAAACCAUGACGCCGCCGUUUGGAAACAGAUCCGAUUUCACAUAACGAUGUUCGGGAAGUCGUCCAGCCACGAGUAUCAGCCCCUUCAACAAAGUGGCUCAGUCGGGCAGUUUGUGGGUACAGAGAGUUUUGCACAUCCCCAGUACCACAAAGGGCACUCGUUUGACUACAUUCCUAAAGUCUGUGAGAACGACUUCACCGAUUCCUCUCAAGGAUGGCCGUCUUGGAUCUGCAACAUAAUUGUCAUCUUCCUGGUCUACAUCUGCACCUUCAUAACCUUUCCCAUAUCAGGAUGGUUUGUGCUCAAAGUGGUUCCUAACUACCAGAGGAUAGUUGUGUUUCGUCUGGGCCGAGUAUGUCCACCCAAGGGCCCGGGGGUGGUCCUCGUGCUGCCACUGAUAGACCAGUGGCAGAGAGUAGACCUACGCACCCGCGCUUUCAACAUCCCUCCCUGUCAGGUGACUACACGGGAUGGUGGUGUGUUGUCAGUGGGAGCAGACAUCCAGUUCAGGAUCUGGAACCCAGCCAUGUCAGUACUGUCAGUCCAGGACCUCAAUGCAUCAACCAGGCUAACAGCACAGAACACCAUGACCCACAGCCUGGCCAAGAAGACUGUCAAGGAAAUCCAAACUGAACGGGUUAAACUGGGAGAGUAUCUGGGGAUGGAUAUCAAUGAAUUGACCCGGCCAUGGGGACUGGAGGUGGACAGGGUAGAGCUUGCAGUGGGCUCUCUCCUCAAAGCCCCGGACAGCUCCACAGGACCUGUAAUUGUGCCUCCUAUUAUGCCGGGAUUGGAAGGCCUCACUGGUCCCAUUCAGCAACUUGCUAUGCACUUUUUGAGUCACAGUGGGCCUUCACAGCAUCAGACAGAAGACAGUGUAACCUUCACAGAUGAACUCGGCGGUGCACCUCAGGCUGUCGUGGCUUCGCCCGGCUCGGUUGAAGAGCUACUCGGGGUGGUCAGGCUGCUGCUGUCUGAAAGCCUGGUCAGCCAGGUUAGGGCUUGCUUCCAAUUCCACAUCAGCUCGGGGGAUGGACAGCUUGAGAGCUACUUUGUGGACCUGAGCCAAGGCAGUGGUGCAGCAGGUGCAGGAUCCCCUUGCAGACAACCAGAUGUUACACUGAGCAUGAGUGACAGCGACCUGCUGGCCAUGUUUGAGGGCAGCCUACGACCAUUUGCUGCCUACACCGGUGGGAGACUGAAAGUACAGGGAGAUCUGAAAACUGCCAUGAAGUUGGAAGAACUCAUAAAACUAAUCAGGAAAUACUCCUCCAGCCAUGGCCUUGUCCUCAUCCAUAAAUCAAGGUUGGUCAGAGGCAUGUUCAGGGCCGUGAGGGGGGCUGACUGUUCGAGCAGCCCCCCCCCCCAACCGGGCCAGACGUCCCUGAGAGAGCAGCUGCCGCGGGGAAACCAGAGGGAGCGAGCAUUAGUUGGUAGGAUGGCCAGGUGGGGUUUGUGGUGCAGCCCUGGGAUGCUGUGCUUGUCGUGGACGGAGGGCCUGGUGGUGCACGGUGUGCGCCAUAGCAGCAGUUUACCGGUGGUCAGACAGGUGGGCCCAGAGAGCCGCGCUGCCGUGAGACCUUUCGACGAGAUUCCAGGCCGGUGGAAGAACGGGGUGGCCAACCUUUACAAUUUCUGGAAGCUGGACGGCUUCAGAAACCUUCACCGCAUCAUGGUGCACAACUUCAACACGUUUGGGCCCAUUUACAGGGAGAAAAUAGGUUAUUAUGAGAGUGUCAAUAUCAUCAAUCCAGAGGACGCAGCCCUCCUGUUCAAAGCAGAGGGUUAUCAUCCCAAAAGGCUACGAGUAGAACCAUGGACAUCAUACAGGGACUACAGGAACCGAAAAUAUGGAGUUUUACUCAAGGAUGGAGAAGACUGGAGGAACAACAGGGUGAUUCUCAACAAGGAGGUGAUCUCCCCGAAGGUGCAGGGCAACUUUGUGCCUCUGCUGGACGAAGUUGGACAGGAUUUUGUGGCCAGAGUUUAUCAAAAAAUCGAAAGAAGUGGCCAAAACAAGUGGACCGCUGACUUCUCGCAUGAACUCUUUAAAUAUGCACUGGAAUCGGUGAGCUCAGUGCUGUACGGCGAGCGUCUGGGAUUGAUGCUGGACUCCAUUGACCCCGAGGCUCAGCAUUUCAUUGACUGCAUCACCCUCAUGUUCAAGACCACCUCACCCAUGCUGUACAUCCCCCCGGGCCUGCUGAGGCGGAUCGGGGCUAAAGUGUGGCGAGACCAUGUGGAGGCUUGGGAUGGCAUAUUUAAUCAAGCGGACCGCUGCAUCCAGAACAUAUACAAGAAGCUACAUCAGGAGGGAGGCUCCCCGACAAAAUACCCCGGGGUCCUGGCGAGCCUGCUCAUGCUAAACAAGCUGUCCAUCGAAGACAUAAAGGCCAGCGUCACCGAGCUGAUGGCAGGAGGUGUCGACACGACCUCUAUAACUUUGCUGUGGACGUUGUACGAGCUGGCCAGACACCCAAGCCUCCAGGAGGAGCUAAGGGCGGAGGUGGUUGCUGCCAGGGCCGAAGCCCAGGGAGACAUGCUGGAGGUGCUGAAGCGGGUGCCGCUGGUCAAAGGAGCCCUGAAGGAAACGCUAAGACUACAUCCUGUUGCAGUGAGUUUGCAGAGGUACACAACUGAAGACAUAAUCAUUCAGAACUACCACAUACCAUCUGGGACUCUGGUCCAACUAGGGCUUUAUGCAAUGGGCAGAGACCCCCGGCUGUUCGCGCGACCGGAGCAGUACCAGCCCUCUCGCUGGCUGAGGACCGAGAGCCACUACUUCAAGAGCCUGGGCUUCGGCUUCGGCCCACGCCAGUGUCUUGGACGCAGAAUAGCCGAGACGGAGAUGCAACUCUUUCUCAUCCACAUGCUGGGGAACUUCCGGGUGGAGAAGCAGCGCCAGGCUGAAGUGCAGAGUGUCUUCGAGCUCAUUCUGUUACCUGAAAAGCCCAUCAUAUUAACCUUAAAGCCUCUUAAAGGCAAUCAGUGACAGAAGAGUUUAGAGGGACAUGGUGGGUCUAGAGCAAAUUACCUCAUUAAUUGCAGGGCAUUGCAUUUCUAUAUUUAUCAUUUUUCAAAUUAUGAAAUCGAACACUGUUUUUUCAUAGUGUAUUGGAGAUUAGAGCAUAUGUAACAGCGAGACCACAUACUGAAACAGAAAGAAUUUCUUAAAAUACAGAAUGUAUUACCCGUCAAUGUAAA